Molecule: messenger RNA, 948 nt
Organism: Rhodotorula toruloides NP11
Lineage: Eukaryota; Fungi; Basidiomycota; Microbotryomycetes; Sporidiobolales; Sporidiobolaceae
Product: protein of glucose/ribitol dehydrogenase family
Exons: 6
Coding region: 1-948 (315 amino acids)
Source: RefSeq, a predicted model, not a curated record
AUGCCCUCGUCAACCGACGCACGCAACGCCAACAUCGCACUCAACCUCGAGGGAAAGACCGCAGUCGUCGCAGGUGGAACCCAGGGAAUCGGCGCAGCUAUCGGACUCCGUUUCGCCCAAGCAGGCGCAAACGUCUUCAUCAUCGGGAGGAACGAGAAACUCGGACAGGAUGUCGUCAACAGGCUGCGCGAACAGGCGGGCGAUCGCAGGUCGUUCGAGUUUAUCAAGGCGGACCUGUCCUCGGUGAAGGAGAUCAAGCGCGUUGCGGACGAGGUCAAGCGCAAGACGGGCAGGAACGGACUCGACUACCUCGUCACAACGCAGGGCGGCCCCCCAAACGGCUCGACGUCUCUCACCUCCACAACUCCCGCCCACGACACGCACUUUGCGAUCCAAACCCUCUCCCGCUUCGGACUCGCCUACCUCCUCGCCUCCUCCGGCACGCUCAAAGACACCUGGAUCUCUGUCUGCGCUCCCGCAGGCGAGAAAGGGCCGGAACCGGACGUCGAGGACAUCGAAUUGCUUGGCGACGACUAUCGGAAGAAGUGGACUGUGCAGAGGAUCUUGGGACAGGCGAAACAGGAUUCGGCGUUGAAUGAUGCCGCCGCCGUGCAAUUCACUCGCCAUUUUCCGCAACUGCGUGCGGUCCACCUCUUCCCCGGCUUCGUCUAUACCAACGCCCUCGCUUCGACGGGGAUGGUCCCCUCCCCUCUCCUCUGGGCCUACUCCCUCGUCGGCCCGCUCGCAGCCCGCCUCCUCCCCUUCGGCAACCUCCCCCAAACCUACGCCGAAAUCCCCGUCUACGUCGGUGCGAAUCCGCUGGCGAGGGGCAAGGGGUUGGAGGCGUCGAACGAGAGGUUGAAGAGUUUGGGAUGGCCGAAAUGGGCCGAGGGAGAGGUGGGAAGCAGGGUUUGGGAGAGGCUGAGGGAGAUCAUCGAGAAGGAGUGA